CGGAGUUGCAUUUGACGACAAUUGCACAAAAUCUAAAAUAAUUUUGUGAAGCGCACUUUGAGAAGAUUUUAAGAGCCAUGGCCAGAAAUAUAACCAACACAAAGACGCUACUCAUGUUACAACCAUUCAAAGUGGAAAACAUAGGAAUUGGACGUUGCAUGAGCAAAUUGGCAAGACAAAAGGGCAAAUUCGGAAACUCCGAAAAAAUCUCCGAGACUGUGGUGGCUAAUGAAGGGCGGCAGCCGCCAGAGGAGAGGGGAAUCUGCUGGAUGCCCGACCCACGGACCGGAAUAUAUUCUCCAAUUGGACAAGAAUGGGUGAUGGAUGGUGUACCAAGUGAUGCUGCAUCAUUGAGUUGUACCUUCUGGCUUAGGAACAUUGAAGGAGUGGAUGAUUAUAAGUCAGAUGACAAUGUGGUUUAAUGGACCACAAAUAAGUCAAAUCACCAUGUUAACAACAAUUGAUGUUAUGUCUGCGUUCAUAGUAUCACAAGUAUAGCUUCCAGCUACUUGUUGCUGUGCUGCUGAAUAAUGC
Striga asiatica is the source of this 534-nucleotide messenger RNA. The record is from the annotation of a GenBank genome assembly. NCBI's taxonomy places the organism in Eukaryota, Viridiplantae, Streptophyta, Magnoliopsida, Lamiales, Orobanchaceae.